Messenger RNA from Scutellospora calospora, 152 nucleotides. NCBI's taxonomy places the organism in Eukaryota, Fungi, Glomeromycota, Glomeromycetes, Diversisporales, Gigasporaceae. The record is from the annotation of a GenBank genome assembly.
AUGAGGAAAGACGGCCACUAUAUUAAUUUGAUACAUCCAUUAGAGUAUUUUGAAAGGAAAAAAUACUGGAUUCUUGAUCACAAAAAAAACCAACAUUUGAAAGAAGCCCGUGGACCUGGAAGGCCAAAAAUGAUGAGACAAUGGCAAAAGAA